Messenger RNA from Rhizopus microsporus ATCC 52813, 1425 nucleotides. RefSeq lists its product as uncharacterized. Gene Ontology annotation, molecular function: metalloendopeptidase activity. The record is from RefSeq and is a predicted model, not a curated record. Gene Ontology annotation, biological process: mitochondrial protein processing; protein quality control for misfolded or incompletely synthesized proteins. Gene Ontology annotation, cellular component: mitochondrial inner membrane. The coding region runs from base 1 to 1425 and encodes 474 amino acids. The transcript has 2 exons. NCBI's taxonomy places the organism in Eukaryota, Fungi, Mucoromycota, Mucoromycetes, Mucorales, Rhizopodaceae.
AUGCAACGUUUAUUACCAAAGGCAUCACUUAGACGUUCUAUAUGCUUCUCUUGUUAUUAUAGGCAAACAAACAAGAUAAACAACAAAAGAGCUUUCCAUAGCAGUCAUCCAACUCAUGUUCCCCUGGUACCUUUUCCUGCUUUUCUCCUUGGCGCAUUCAAGACUGGCAAAUUAGUCAGUGUCAUUUCCUUAUCGUCCAAGACAUCACUUACAUUAUUACCACAUACCUUUCGUCGAGGAAAAGGAAGCAAGCUACAGCUAGUGGCCAAAAUCUUGGCAGGAAUACCCUUAUUUGGAGUUGGACUAUUGUUUGCUGUUGGUUUGGACCAAGCCCCAAAUACGUCAAGGUUAAGGCUGAUUUAUCUAAGUGAAGAAGAAGAAGAAGAUAUUGUAAAGGAUGAGAUCAAUACGCUGCUAGAUGCACAACGAGGACUUGUUGCCCCUAGAGAUAGCGAAGCGGUCAUUUGGCUACAGACCAUAGUAGAUAACCUCGCAGCUGUGGCUGUGGAUGAUAUUCGUGACCCUGUGCGACAAUAUUCUAUCCAAAAGAAGGAAACGGUUAAUGACAGUGACAGCACAAAAGUAUUAGUCGUGCCUUCGAACGAUAUAGAAACGAUCGUGAGUUCAACAGCAGAUGAGCUUCGAGCAAGCAUACCAAAACGAAACUUUGAAGUAGACUUCAUCUGUGACUCGACUACGGUCAAUGCGAUGUGCGUUGGGUCACAUAUUGUUGUAUAUGAUCUAUUGGCACAGUAUAUGGAAUAUGACUCAAGUAGAAUGGCAGUCAUACUCUCUCAUGAAAUAGCACAUUCGAUACAAAGACAUUUUGUAGAACAGCAUGGAUUUGCAGCACUCAUGUUUAUGUUGGGUGAUAUCACUAGGGGUGUCUUUUGGAUGGUAACUGAAUCACUUGGACCAUAUGUCAAUCAGAAAAUAAACGAUUAUAUUUCAAUGUUCAUCACCUUGGAAACACAGACUACAUACAAUAGAAGAUUAGAAAAGGAGGCAGAUCUAAUUGGAUUGAUGAUACUGGCCAAAGCAGGAUAUGACCCUAGAGUAGCAGUUGAAGUAUGGGAAAGGAUGGCAGAAUUAGAAAAUUAUAUAGACGAUGAAACUGAACAAGUAGUAGCCAGUUCUCAAAAUAAGGCAAUCGACACAGUUGAAGAAUUACAACAAGUGAACAUUGUCGAAUUCUUUACAACAUUGAUCAGUAACUGGUUUGGAUCAAGUCAUCCACCCAGCGAAGAAAGAAUAGAGUACAUGAAAGAACACUUGGAUGAAGCAAUCAAGGUCUAUGAACAAUCGAUUCAAUUGAAUGGAUAUCCAAAAGAGUAUAUAUUUCAAAUAGAUGACGUUGGAAAUAACAAUAGCUUGUUUACAAAUGUUAAAAAUUGGUUAUCAAGUAUAAUCAUCACAGUCAAGUGA